Messenger RNA from Engraulis encrasicolus (European anchovy), 3912 nucleotides. RefSeq names its product protein turtle homolog B-like. Lineage: Eukaryota; Metazoa; Chordata; Actinopteri; Clupeiformes; Engraulidae. Gene Ontology annotation, molecular function: protein binding. Gene Ontology annotation, biological process: cell-cell adhesion. Bases 1 to 3912 code for a protein of 1303 amino acids. The transcript has 25 exons. The record is from RefSeq and is a predicted model, not a curated record.
AUGUCAUCAGCUCCAGCAGCUGGUCUAGGAGGACACCUGGUGGUGAACGGUAGUUACCACAUCCUCCACAUGUAUAAGACACCAUCUAGUGGUCAACUGUCGUCAUCACACCCUCCACACAUAUACACAUACCAUCUAGUGAGCCCCGGAUCCGAACCACACUCCAUCCUGGACUGCAACCGGGUGCAGUGCCUUCAGCUGAGCCCGAGUGAGCACUGCAGUGAAUGCCCUCCUCCACACCCCAACGACACUGCCUCCUGUCUGCACAAGGAGUCUCCCCACUUCCUGACGGCCCACGCCGGCGAAUCAGUGGUGCUUCCUUGUCAUGUGACGCAGCCGCGCGUCGUGAUUGGCCAACAGACCUCCUACGUGGUGGAGUGGUUUAAAGCCGGAAACCCCAUCCCUAUAUUCAUCAGCUUCAGAUUCUACCCACCACACGUGGACCCUGACUACACAGGUCGUGUGUCGCUACAGGGGAAGUGGUCUCUGCGUGUGGAGCGGGUGGUGGCUGAGGAUCACGGCUGGUACGAGUGUAAAAUUCUGGUUCUGGAGCAGCAGUACGAUGGAUUCCAGAACGGAACCUGGGUACACCUCACUGUCAACGCUCCACCCUCAUUCCGCCAGACUCCGCCCCCCUAUGUGGAGGCCCAGGAGGGUAUGUCUGUCACUCUGACCUGCGUCGCCAAUGGCAACCCUACGCCGACUGUUGAUUGGCUACGAGAAGGGAAGGUCCUAUUUGGCAACGAGAAAUACAAGGUGAGUGAUGGCAGUUUGACCUUGGCGACUGUCACCAGGGACGAUCGAGGAGGAUACAGCUGCCGAGCGUCAAGCCAGCAGGGAGAAGCAGUACACACCACACGACUACUCGUGCAAGGUCCUCCCUUCAUCCUCUCUCCUCCGGAGAACGUCACCCUCAACAUUUCCCAGGAUGCCUUGUUCACCUGUCAAUCAGAGGCGUAUCCCGGCAACCUCACCUACACCUGGCUCCUGGGGGACGACAACGUCUUCUUUAAAAACGGUCUGAAGAGGCGUGUCAGCAUCUUGAUUGACGGCUCCCUGAUCGUAUCACGCGUCACCCCAGAGGAUGCUGGGAAGUACACCUGUCGCCCCAGCAACGGACUUGGCACCGCCCCCUCAGCCUCAGCAUACCUCACCGUGCAGUAUCCUGCUCGUGUAGUGAACAUGCCCUCUGUGAUAUACGGGGCCCUUGGUUACCAUGGUUACAUCCGCUGUCCCGCCGACGCCAACCCGCCCGUCAGCCGAAUCACCUGGAGGAAGGACGGCCUGCCCCUACGCAUAGAGAAGCAUCCGGGCUGGAGCCAGAUUGCUGAUGGGAAUAUCGUGGUUGCCGAGGUAACUGAGGAUAUGUUGGGGUCGUACACCUGCACACCUUACAACACCCUGGGGACCACCGGCCCCUCACGCGAAGCCACGCUGGUGCUCAAGGACGCCCCUAAGCUUUUGGCCGUGCCGGCAGGAGAGUACAGACAGGAAGUGGGGAGAGAGCUGACCGUACCCUGCGAAGCGGACACCAACAUCACCUGGAGAAAGGUGGGCCCCCCCUCUCCUCACCAGCACUCGGUGCUGCCCCACGGCAGCCUCCACUUCCUGUCUCUCGCCAAAGAGGAUCAUGGGACAUGGGAGUGUGUCGCCACCAACGAGGCCACCAGCGUCACUGCCACUACCAAGCUGCUGGUCUCAGGCACCACCCCUCAUGCUCCAUUGGAUAUCCGCGUUGCUGUGACGGCCACUGCAGCCAAUGUCUCCUGGGAGCCCUCAUACGACGGAGGAUACACACAGAGCUUCAGCGUUUGGUACACACACACACACAGCUUCAGCGUCUGGGUAAAGCGUGAGUCUCUGGGGGCGCAUGACUGGCUGUCUCUGCCGGCCCCCACCAGAGGGCAGCACUGGCUCCUCCUGAAGGGACUGCAGCCCCGCACCAGCUACCAGUUCAGCGUCCUCGCCAACAACAAGAUGGGCAACGCACACUUCAGCGAAGUAGUCUCCGCAAUUACACUAGACUCUCCCCUGAUUACCCAUGAACCUCCGCUGGUGCUGACUCCGCCCCGCUGCCUGACGGCCAAUAGGACGCAGCAGGGGAUAGUGCUUAGCUGGAUUCCACCGGCCAAUCACAGCCUUCCUCUCGACCGCUACGUUCUCGAAUUCCGAUUGGCUGAGAGGUGGGAGGUGCUGGACGAUUCCGUCCUACCAGGAGACACCGAGUUCCUAGCUCGCGAACUGCAGGAGGCCUGGUAUGAGUUCAGGGUGAUGGCGGUGAUGGAGGACAUGGUGAGCGACCCCAGCAACGUAGUGGGAGUCUCCAGCUCAGAUGCGUUCCCUCCUCCUGAGGUGGCUGAUGAGUCUCUGGCUCGCCCCCUGGUGGCUGGUGCGGUGGCUACAGUGUGUUUCCUGGCCUCUGGGGUGGUCUUCAGCAUCAUGGCCAUGUGUGCUGUCAGCCAACGCAGGGAGAGGAGGAGGAAGGCUCGCAGGAGAAGAGAUCCGCCUCUCUCCAUCACACAUUGCAAGAAGUCUGUUGGCACGCCGUCGUCGUCUGAGAAGGUGAGCCCGGAGAGUUCCCGGUCCGCAGGCCCCCAGUCGGGCUCCUCGGAGGAGCGCCUGCCCGAAAAGCAGCACCAGCCGCCGCCCCUGCCCCCCGCCUCGCCCCGCCGCGACCCCCGCGACCCCCGCGAGAGGGAGAAGGAGAGGGGAGACAUCUCACUAUCGCUCUACCGCUCAGCCAAGAGGGCCAUCAGCAGCAAACGGCCACGCCUUGGCAGGGCACCCCCCCACGACAGCCCACCUCAGGGCCCUAUUGAGUUGAUCAGUCGUGGUCCUGAUGGCCGCUUCACGACCGAGUCCCCCCGGGGAGCCAGGGGGCGCCACACCCCGCGGCGAGACAUGCGGCAACAGCAGCAGCAGCAGCAGCGCAUCCAGGGCUUCCCAUUCGUCGAGGAGUCCGACAUGUACCCAGAGUUCCGCCAAUCGGAUGAGGAGGAGGAGGAUCCAGGGCGUGUGUCGUACGUGCCGUCCACCAUGGUGAUGCGGGGGGGUUUGCGGCCCCCUCACAUGUCCCCGUUGUCUUCCAGUCAGGACUCGUACCCCCGACCCCCCGCCUACAGCCCCCGGCUGCAGCGGCCAUUCCAGGGCUACACGGUGCUGCGUCCGCCCCUCGCCCCGCCCCCCCUCGACCCCCACGCCUUCCCAGCGGGCUUUGCGGCCUUCCCCGGCGGCCAUUUCUACGACUACAGCCUGGACCCCGACCCCCCGCCGCCCUUCUACCUGGCCGAGAUGAGCCCCCUACGGAGUUCCAUCAUGUCGUCUCCUGCGUACCCAUUGGACGUCUCCUUCGGGGUUCCCCCGCCGCUAUUGGAGGAGCUGACUGAGGAGGAGGAGCUUCAGCCGUUCUACUCCUCAUCGGGGGUGGAGCUCAGCUCGGGGGUGGAGUUGAGCUCUGGUGUGGAGCUGAGUGGCUCGGAGGUGUGGCAGGGUGGUGAGGGGGGCCUGUCAGGACGCUUCUCUGGGAUGGAGGGGCCCCACCUCAUGUUCCCCAUCUACCACCACCUGCACCUGCACCACCGAGGAUUGGAGCCGCCCCUACCCCCCCUGCUCCCCGUGCCGCCCCCUCCCCUCCUGCCGCCCCCCAACAUCCCGGCCUUCACCCCCUACCCCCGCGUUCUGCCCCUCGAACCCUCCAAACUGCGGCCCCGCAAGUCCCCCAGCAAGGUCCGGGGCACCCAGGGGCCGGGGCUGCUGUCCAAGGAGCUGCCCCAGCUGCGGCACUCCUCCCCUGGGCUGCUCUCCAAGGAGCUCCCCCUGCCCCAGCUGAGACACACCUCCCAGGGACUGGGGGUCCCUGUGCUGCCAUUCCUGCCAGAGCCCGAACCCCCCCUCGGGUACUACUCAUACUAA